Phaeoacremonium minimum UCRPA7 is the source of this 1305-nucleotide messenger RNA. RefSeq names its product putative methylglutaconyl- hydratase protein. Lineage: Eukaryota; Fungi; Ascomycota; Sordariomycetes; Togniniales; Togniniaceae. The transcript has 5 exons. Gene Ontology annotation, cellular component: mitochondrion. Gene Ontology annotation, molecular function: enoyl-CoA hydratase activity. The record is from RefSeq and is a predicted model, not a curated record. The coding region runs from base 1 to 1305 and encodes 434 amino acids. Gene Ontology annotation, biological process: fatty acid beta-oxidation.
AUGGAGAAACCUCGAGGACUCCUGGGCCUUGCCCGCGAGCUGCGAGAUCUCAUUUACGACGUUCUUGCCGAGGAAGAAGAUUUUACCGAACUCAUGCACACUUGCUCACAACUGCGCAAAGAGAUCCUGAGCCGCAUGCCCGGUGGCGAGCUGAUCGACUUUACACGAGCCCAUAGUGACGAAGAUCUCAGACAGCAAACCCACAACUCUAUCCAGACAAAGACCACAAACCUCAUCGCUGAGCCAUGGGACCUGGUCAGCUCUCUCGAUGAGCCCGAGGACCAUAUCCGGCCGCUGAACAUCUACUUUCGUGGGGGCUGGUUGAACUGGAGCAGCCGGGAAAUACUGGACGCCUGGCGGGUCUUGACGGACUGGGAAUACAGUGUUGGUUUGAGCUAUAUGAGACCACCGAACUCUGGUCAUAUUCGCAUUCUCGAGCUCAAUCGACCGCGUGCGAGAAACGCGAUCUCUCGCGCCUUGCUAUACUCCCUUCGGGAAGAGAUUGAUGCCAUUCAUGCCCAGUACGAUGCCGCCACGGGAGACGAGCUUCCGCAGCCCAGCUGGAAGCAGCGAUUCGGCGGUGCGGCGGGACCGGACGAGAAGGGCCCGACGAGGGCAUUGAUCAUAGCCAGUGCGGUCGACAGCUGCUUCUGCUCAGGCGCUGACUUGAAGGAGAGAAAGACAUUCACACAAGAGGAGACCGCCGCCUUCCUCACUACGCUCCGCGCGUCAUUGACGUCCCUCUCUGCCUUACCUAUCCCCACCAUCUCUGCCAUCGGCUCAAUUGCCCUUGGCGGCGGCCUCGAGUUCGCACUAGCGACACAUUUCCGCGUCAUGUCCUCUAAUGCCGUCGUCGGCCUCCCUGAAACCCGGCUCGGCAUAAUCCCCGGUGCGGGCGGUACCUACCGUCUCCCGGCCCUCAUUGGGGUUGCCCGUGCCCGGGACAUUAUCCUUACCGGCCGGCGGGUCUCGGCCGCGGAAGCCUACUUCUUGGGAAUUGCCGACCGACUGGUCGAGGUCAUCCCGGAGGGCCAGGAGGAGGCAGCAGAAGGCGAACCCCCGAAGGUGGACGCGGAGAAGCUGCUGUUCCAGGCGCGCAGGGACGUCCUGAGCGAGUCGGUGAACUUGGCCGCAGGGAUAUGCGAGGGAGGGCCCGUUGCGGUCAGGGCGGCACUGCAGGCGGUGCAGCGCCCCAUUGAGGAGUCGGAAAACAUGAUGUACGAGAGGGUUGUAGCCACGGAGGACAGGAACGAGGCAUUGAAGGCGUUCCAAGAGAAGAGGAAGCCCGUCUUCAAGGGCCGCUGA